AUGCAUUUCUUUUUCAGUAUUCUGACGCUUUCAACCAUUCUUGCGCCCGUUUACGCGUGGCAUAGCGUCACUGAAGUCAAACGCGAGAUGGUAGUCAUCCCUCCUGAUAAGGCUCAUAUCCAGUUCGUCGGCGUCGAGUACAAGACUGCUACGAAGAAGCUCCGCGAGUUCUACAACUACCCUAACACGGCAAAUUCCACAAAAUGGGAGGGGAUGCACAAGUUGCUCGAAAAAAACAACACGAUCGAGGCCGGGGCUAAGACAAACAUCCUCCGCGUUCCUUUCAAUUUCAACCAGCUCUUUAUUGAGAACUCAACCACUCCUGUCAAUGAAACGGAGUUGAACAACCUGCAGUCGGUCGUGGAAGCCAUCGUUAAAAGGUACAUCUACAAAUACGCGACUCGGGCGAGACCUGGGAGAAGUGCUCAAAGACCCGGUCCCUCCCCAUUUGUGGCCAUUGUGCCUGAGGUAGUCAAUGGGACGCAACGCCUCCGAGACGCCGAUGAACUGUACCAGUUCUGGAGGAUAAUAGCCAAGAAGUUCCUGCAUAACAACCACGUCGUCUUCGAUCUCGGUCUUCCGGCCACGCCCGACAGAGCAAUCGCGGCGGACAUGAUCCAGGAAGCCAUCAGAGCGAUCCGGAGAGCUGGGGCUCGGAGGCAGUAUAUCUUCGUACCCACAGACAUGGCCACUCUGAGCGAUCCACUUCGUUUCGGUAUCCACGAUCCCUCACAUCGGACACUCUACGAAGUCGACAUCAAUAUAGUGUGCGGGAGGCGUCAUUUCCCUUACAGGGGGCCCCAUCGGAGGGUCAAGAAGAAAAAGGAAAGGGCUCCAGCGCUGAUUCGGCCGUUGAAUAAAUGGAUGGAGAAGACAAAGCGGCGGACAGUCGUCAGGCGGGUGCAAACAGACGAAGACUGCCCAUUCGAGGUCGACAAACUCUUCAAAAGAAUGGCAAAAAGGCCGGACAGGUGGGCCGGAUUCCUCUGGAAAGAAAACUUGCAUCAUAGAAAAGACUUGAAGCAACUAAGACCGUACCCAAACUCCUUAAUAGGCGGAUCGUCAUAA
Molecule: messenger RNA, 1068 nt
Organism: Clonostachys rhizophaga
Lineage: Eukaryota; Fungi; Ascomycota; Sordariomycetes; Hypocreales; Bionectriaceae
Source: the annotation of a GenBank genome assembly